Molecule: messenger RNA, 391 nt
Organism: Dipodomys ordii (Ord's kangaroo rat)
Lineage: Eukaryota; Metazoa; Chordata; Mammalia; Rodentia; Heteromyidae
Product: lysine-specific demethylase 3A-like
Exons: 3
Biological process (GO): regulation of transcription by RNA polymerase II
Cellular component (GO): histone deacetylase complex; chromatin
Molecular function (GO): transcription coregulator activity; chromatin DNA binding; histone H3K9 demethylase activity
Source: RefSeq, a predicted model, not a curated record
CCAGUGAUGGUGUCAGGAGUACAUCAUAAACUGAACACUGAACUUUGGAAACCUGAAUCCUUUCGGAAAGAGUUUGGUGAGCAGGAAGUGGACCUAGUUAAUUGUAGGACCAAUGAAAUCAUCACCGGAGCCACAGUGGGAGACUUCUGGGAUGGAUUUGAAGAUGUUCCCAAUCGUCUGAAAAAUGAUAAAGAACCAAUGGUGUUGAAACUUAAGGACUGGCCACCAGGAGAAGAUUUUAGAGACAUGAUGCCGUCCAGAUUUGAUGAUCUGAUGGCUAACAUUCCACUGCCUGAGUACACAAGGAGAGAUGGCAAACUGAACUUGGCCUCUAGGUUGCCAAACUACUUUGUUCGGCCAGACCUGGGUCCCAAGAUGUAUAAUGCUUAUG